CCGCGGCCGCUUCCCUGGCGCCGAGCUCGGAGCGAGGCUGCGGUGACGAGCGGCGGCUGCGCGGCCAUGGGCGCGCCGGUGUCGCCCUAGGACGGGCGCGCAGAGACCGCAGCUGGAGCGGCCGCCUCGGCAGCGAGCCUUCUCGAGCGGCGGCCGCGGCGGGAGCAGCGCGGCCGGGAUGAGCGGGAGCGGCGCGGCGCCCGGCCCGGGCUCGGGCUCCUCCCCGGCCGCCUGCCGCUUCGCGCACUACUUCGUGCUGUGCGGCAUCGAUGCGGACAGCGGGCUGGAGCCCGACGAGCUGGCGGUUUUGUACCAAUGGCUAGAAGCAGAUCGUCAUGGCAAGAGCCAGGAUGCUGCAAAUACGACUUCAGGUGAAAAUUUUGACCAGAGUCCUUUGAGAAGAACAUUCAAAUCCAAAGUUCUGGCCCACUAUCCUCAGAAUAUAGAAUGGAACCCUUUUGAUCAAGAUGCAGUGAACAUGUUGUGCAUGCCUAAAGGGCUAUCUUUCAGAACACAAACUGACAAUAAAGACCCGCAGUUCCACUCAUUUAUAAUUACCCGGGAAGAUGGUUCUCGCACCUACGGUUUUGUUCUCACUUUCUAUGAAGAAGUUACGAGUAAACAGAUCUGCACAGCCAUGCAGACGCUCUACCAGAUGCACAACGCAGAGCAUUACAGCAGCGUGUACGCCUCGUCCUCCUGCAGCAUGGACUCGCUGGCAAGCAGCAUUGACGAGGCAGAUACAACUUCCCUUUUGAAACUCCAGCGCUACAACUCCUAUGACAUCAGCAGAGACACCCUGUAUGUUUCAAAAAGUAUAUGUUUGAUCACACCGCUGCCUUUCAUGCAGGCCUGCAAGAAAUUCCUCAUCCAGCUUCACAAGGCGGUUACCUCACAGCAGCCACCCCCCUUGCCCCUCGAGAGCUACAUCCACAAUAUUCUCUAUGAGGUACCCCUUCCACCUCCAGGGAGAUCACUGAAAUUUUAUGGUGUUUAUGAACCCGUCAUCUGCCAGAGGCCUGGGCCCAACGAACUCCCUCUCUCUGAUUACCCUCUUCGAGAGGCCUUCGAGCUCCUGGGAUUGGAGAAUCUGGUGCAGGUGUUCACCUGUGUUCUUCUCGAGAUGCAGAUCCUUCUCUACUCACAAGAUUAUCAACGCCUGAUGACCGUGGCGGAAGGCAUCACCACGCUUUUGUUCCCAUUUCAGUGGCAGCAUGUUUACGUGCCCAUCCUCCCUGCUUCUCUGCUACAUUUUCUUGAUGCUCCUGUCCCUUAUCUGAUGGGCCUUCAGUCAAAAGAAGGAACUGACCGUUCUAAACUAGAACUUCCUCAAGAGGCUAAUUUGUGUUUCGUGGAUAUUGACAACCAUUUUAUUGAGUUGCCUGAAGAAUUUCCACAGUUCCCCAAUAAAGUGGAUUUUAUCCAGGAACUCUCUGAGGUUCUUCUUCAAUUUGGGAUUCCUCCUGAGGGCAGCCUACAUUGCAGUGAGAGUGCCACCAAACUGAAGAAUCUGGUUCUGAAAGACUUGGUCAAUGACAAGAAGAAUGGCAACAUCUCCGCUAAUAACAUCAGCAUGUACGAGUUACUCAAGGGCAAUGAAACCAUAGCUCGCCUCCAGGCUCUGGCCAAGCGGACCGGUGUGACCGUGGAAAAAAUGGACCUCUCUGCCCCUCUGGGUGAAAAAGAAAAGGAUGUAAAAUUACAAUGUGAAGAGGCAGAACUAAGGGACUACCAACUCAAUGUCCAGCUCCGAGAGGUCUUUGCUAACCGGUUUACACAGAUGUUUGCAGAUUACGAAGCGUUUGUGAUUCAGACUGCCCAGGACAUGGAAUCCUGGCUGACCAACCGGGAACAGAUGCAGAACUUUGACAAAGCUUCGUUUCUGUCUGACCAGCCUGAGCCUUACCUGCCAUUUCUUUCACGGUUCAUUGAAACACAGAUGUUUGCCACCUUUAUUGAUAAUAAAAUUAUGUCUCAGUGGGAAGAGAAGGAUCCUUUGCUUCGGGUCUUUGACUCCCGGAUUGAGAAGAUAAGACUGUAUAAUGUAAGGGCACCCACCUUGAGGACGUCUAUAUAUCAGAAAUGCAGCACUUUAAAAGAAGCAGGUGAACUCUUUAAGCAGAGGCUAUCUGCUGUUGACAUUGUGGCACCAGAACCUCAUGAUUUCUGUGCAGAAAGACAAGAAGUUGAUACCCAGUCAAUUGAGCAGCGACUGAUGAAAAUGGAUCACACUGCAAUCCACCCACAUCUACUUGAUAUGAAAAUUGGUCAAGGCAAAUAUGAGCAAGGAUUCUUUCCAAAGUUACAGUCCGAUGUCUUGGCAACAGGACCAACUAAUAACAAUCGCUGGGUAAGUCGGAGUGCCACCACGCAGCGCAGGAAAGACCGCCUUCGCCAGCAUUCCGAGCACAUUGGACUGGACAACGACUUGAGGGAGAAAUAUAUGCAAGAGGCACGAAGUUUAGGAAAAAACCUGAGGCAACCCAAAUUGUCAGACCUCUCUCCCGCAGUGAUUGCACAAACCAACUGUAAAUUUGUGGAAGGCUUAUUAAAAGAAUGUAGAAUGAAGACAAAGCGCAUGUUGGUGGAGAAGAUGGGACAUGAAGCAGUGGAACUGGGCCAUGGAGAAGCAAACAUAACUGGCUUGGAGGAGAACACCUUGAUCGCCAGCCUCUGUGACCUGCUGGAAAGGAUAUGGAGCCACGGCCUGCAGGUUAAGCAGGGGAAGUCGGCUUUGUGGUCACAUUUAAUUCAAUUUCAGGACAGAGAAGAGAAACAAGAGCACCUUGCAGAAUCACCAGUUGCCCUGGGACCAGAAAGAAGAAAAUCUGACUCAGGAAUUAUGUUGCCAACUCUCAGGGUCUCUCUUAUCCAAGACAUGAGGCAUAUUCAAAACAUGAGUGAGAUCAAGACUGAUGUGGGACGGGCUCGGGCGUGGAUCAGGCUGUCUCUGGAGAAGAAGCUGCUGUCCCAGCAUCUCAAGCAGUUGCUCUCUAACCAGCCGCUCACCAAGAAACUUUAUAAGCGUUAUGCUUUUCUACGUUGUGAAGAAGAAAGAGAGCAGUUUCUUUACCAUCUUCUUUCCCUCAAUGCUGUGGACUAUUUCUGCUUCACCAGCGUGUUCACCACUAUCAUGAUUCCAUAUAGGUCAGUGAUCAUCCCAAUCAAAAAGCUGAGCAAUGCGAUCAUCACCUCGAACCCUUGGAUCUGUGUGUCCGGAGAGCUGGGAGACACGGGAGUCAUGCAGAUUCCCAAAAACCUCCUCGAAAUGACUUUUGAGUGCCAGAACUUGGGGAAGCUGACAACUGUUCAGAUUGGUCACGAUAACUCGGGACUGUUAGCCAAAUGGCUAGUGGAUUGUGUCAUGGUCAGAAAUGAAAUCACAGGACAUGCAUACAGGUUCCCAUGUGGGCGGUGGCUGGGGAAAGGCAUUGAUGAUGGAAGCCUGGAGAGAAUUCUUAUUGGAGAAUUGAUGGCAUCAGCGGCAGAUGAGGAUCUGGUAAAGCAGUGUCGGACUCCACCCCAGCAGAAAUCACCCACCACGGCUAGGAGACUAAGCAUCACUUCGCUGACAGGAAAAACGACCAAACCCAAUGCUGGACAGAUCCAAGAAGGCAUUGGAGAAGCAGUGAACAAUAUUGUCAAACAUUUUCACAAACCUGAAAAAGAGAGAGGAAGCCUCACUGUGUUGCUGUGUGGGGAAAGUGGCCUGGUUGCAGCCCUCGAACAAGUCUUCCACCAUGGGUUCAAAUCCGCCCGCAUCUUUCACAAGAACGUCUUCAUCUGGGACUUCAUAGAGAAAGCGGUUGCUUAUUUUGAAACCACUGACCAGAUUCUAGACAAUGAAGAUGAUGUCCUUAUUCAGAAAUCAUCCUGCAAAACCUUCUGCCACUAUGUAAAUGCUAUUAAUACUGCACCCAGGAACAUUGGAAAGGACGGCAAAUUCCAGAUAUUAGUUUGCCUUGGAACACGGGAUCGCCUGCUCCCACAGUGGAUUCCACUGUUGGCCGAGUGUCCUGCCAUCACCCGGAUGUAUGAGGAAAGCGCCCUCCUGCGCGACCGCAUGACUGUCAACUCCCUCAUCCGCAUUCUGCAGACCAUUCAGGACUUCACCAUAGUCUUAGAAGGAUCGCUCAUCAAAGGAGUGGAUGUGUAACCCAGCUGGCUAGACACUCUCAGUCCAGACCCCUCGCUUCUGAACGUUCCCAGCUCUGGGCACCGAUUUGGACUUGUCUGACGAGGCAGUGAGUCACUGCAGGGGGCAACACGCCGGAUCCCCAGACUGAACAAUCCUCACGUGCCAGACAAGGCAAAAUGUUGUAUUGUAGUUCAUUUGAACCCGGAAUUUAGUAUAAAAUAGAGUAUUUUCAUGUGUUAGAUGUGUGUAAAUAUACUAUCUUCUUUAAGAAAUUAUAUUACUCUAAUAAGAUACUUUUCUUAGAUUGAAUAUUCCCGUGACUUAAGUAGCUGAAAAGCGCCAGGAUUGGUGGGGGAGAGUGGUGCUAGUCAGGAAGAAGCCAGGAAACCUGUAAAUACAGUGCAACCUAGUCGGGCCUUUUUUCCCUCCAGGUAUCGCAGCAGAACCCAGAACGCAUUGUUUUGCCGUAGCCAUCCAUCCUUCCAUCCUGGUGUCUGAUCCUUUGUAUUGUGAAUGUAAACAGCUUUACCUACUGUACAAGAUAGUUCUCACUGUAUCUUUUAAGUUACAAAUGGUUUCAUACAAUUGAAUUGAGUCACUUUUCCAGUCCUGAGAAAAAUUUUUUCCGUCGGCACAAGAUGAAGAUAUAAUUCAAAUAUUUUAAAUACUGGACCCCAGGAGCUUGGCUGAACUGGAAAAAGAACACACAAAGCCCUGAGAAGUUGUUAAAUUGUGGGAUUAUAACUUCUUUACACUUUGGAAAGAUUAGCCUAGACUAACUUCAUUCUUGGCAUUUUUAUUCUUGUUACUGGAGGUACUUUGGGGAAAUGUGAAUUUCAAAGGGUUGGCCUCAUAGUCAUAAGAACUGCAAACAGCAGUUUGAUUCUGUACUUUUAGUUUAGCCAUCUAAAAGCGGUCCCUUACCUCUGAAGGAUAACCACAAGCCCCGUCUUUGUUAGGUCCCAGCCACCCCUCCCCUCGCCCUGGGCCCAUCCCCCUCUCAGGAAAUGGAAGGAAUGUCUAAGAAGGAGGAGGGCUGUGUGUGGCUUGGAAUGUUUUUGUGAAAGUAUUUGUUGACCAUGAUAAUGCAAAUAACAGAAGGAGAGAGAAAGAAUGAACCCUUUCUGGGUGGUUCAGGGCAAGCUUUAUGUUCCUUUGUAAGAAGGGGUAAUAAGGUAAAACGAGUGACCCACAGAAGGUAAAAGCCGGUGCAGCCCAGGCUGGCAAAAUGAAAGCAGAACAAGAGGCGACAGUCUUGAAAGACCAAACGUUGUGAGUAACUUUCCAGUUUGGUGUUUUAGAAGGAAGUUAUUGUGGUAUCAGCUAGUUACAUGAAGCCUUCAUCCUAUGGUAGGCCCUGUAACUCGAAUUAGGCAUGUGCACGUUGUUAGCAGUGAAGCUGCCUCAGCCGGGCUCAGGUUUUAUUGCCUGUUGUGGCUGAGAAGCAAAGCCCGGCCUCUCAGGAGCCUUGUGCAUGCGGAGGGUCCUAGGCUGUAGCCAACAGUGUUGUUUCCCUUAUUUCCUGGAGGAAGAAACCAAUGCAACAAGUGCCUCCCUCCCUUCAUCGAGCACUGUAUUCAGCCGGGCAGCCCAGCCGCAUCCCCUUUAAUACGUAAUAUGUGACUUAGUACUUGAGGAGGAAAGGGGCAGGCGAAGGCCGCAUUUAGAAACCCACGGA
Diceros bicornis minor is the source of this 5816-nucleotide messenger RNA. RefSeq names its product DENN domain containing 5B (gene DENND5B). The transcript is spliced from 23 exons. Bases 179 to 4156 code for a protein of 1325 amino acids. The record is from RefSeq and is a predicted model, not a curated record. Gene Ontology annotation, molecular function: guanyl-nucleotide exchange factor activity; small GTPase binding. Lineage: Eukaryota; Metazoa; Chordata; Mammalia; Perissodactyla; Rhinocerotidae.